CCAAAAAGGAAUCUUCCCACUCCCCCUCCCUCCCUCCUCUCCUCUUCCCAAAGCACACACUCGCCGCCCUUUGUUCCCUCGAUGGCCUAAGCGGUUUCAUGCCUACACCUCCCCUCGACGGCCCUUGCAUAGUGCACCUCGCCGAAAUGGUAGCCCAACUCCACCACCCACCCUACCCUCUUCACCCCAGCGUCAAGGACCGCCUGCAUCCCGAAUACGUCGCCUUCUACAACAAGUACAUCCUCAACGCACAACAGGUCCACCACCUGCCCGUGUCGGUGGCGCGAGGGAGCCGGAGCGUGCCUCCCUGCCACAGCAAGCCGUUGCCCGUGGGCAGCGUCCAGGACGUGUCCAUCCCACGACGAGAGACCGCUGGGCCGACCAUCCUCAUCCGGUGCUUCACCCCACCGGGCAUCCCACCCCGAUCCGGCUGGCCGUUGGUGCUGUACUACCAUGGCGGAGGGUGGGUGUUCGGGGACAUCGACACCGAGAACACCGUGUGCACCAACAUUUGUGUCCGAGCUCAGGCGGUGGUGAUCACCACGGACUAUAGGCUUGCGCCCGAGGACCCUUGGCCGGCCGCCAUCCACGACUCGUGGGAGGCCUUUCUGUGGGCGACGUCGCGGGAGGGCGAGGAGCGGCUCGACGUGGACCUGAACAAGGUCGCCAUCACGGGGGCGUCGGCCGGGGCGAACAUCGCGGCCGUGGUGGCGCAGAAGGCGGCGCUGCGCCCGCCGCCGGGCGUCUCGAUCCGGGCGCAGGUGCUGGUGGUGCCGGUGACGGACAACACGGCGACGCCGCACUCGAGCCCCAGCUGGAAGGCGUUCGAGUUCACGGCACACCUGCCCGCGAAGAAGAUGCUGUGGUACCGGCGCCACUACCUCCCGGACCCGGCCGACUGGGCGCACCGCGAGGCGUCGCCGCUGCUGGCGCCCGACGCUGUCUUCGCGCGCCUGGCCCCCGCGCACAUCCUCGUCGGCGAGCUCGACGUGCUCCGCCACGACGGCGAGGAGUACGCCCGCCGCCUGCGCGCCAACGGCGUCGCCGCCACCGUCACCGUCAUGCAGGGCAUGCCGCACCCCUUCCUGGCCAUGGACGCCGUGCUGGAGGCCGGCCGGACCGCCAUCACGGAUAUCUGCGACGAGCUGCGCAGGGUGUUUGCGUGAAUCAAAGCGAGAUAAAAUUAUGAAUCUUUGGGAUAUUUUCCCUCCCCGGAAACCACCGCGGCUAUAACAACACAUACAUACACACACAAAGGGUAUGGGGGGAAACUGGGAGGGGAAAGGUGGGCGUUUAAGCGGGGGCCCAGACAGGUUGUUGGCUUUUUUUCGUUUUCGAUUCAUUCGUUUACUCCAGAGUUUACCUAGGUUCUUCUCUCACACACAACACGCGCCGUGCAACUCGUCCGGUUAUUGGAGAGGGCCCUACCUAGGUAGCCAACGAGGAGGGAGGGGAAGAGCGAGUUGGAGGAGUAAGGUCUGUAGGAGACGCAACAGACAGCGGGGGAGGAAGAAAUGAGAGAGGAGGGACAGCCAGAGAAAGGGGGGGAAGCAAUACGGCUCCAUUGCCUUUUAUGGUAAGCGCUUUUUGGGUCGGUGGGUCCUCGGCGGCUCAUUCGAGGGAUAUUAUUUGGCAGGCUGGGCGGGGGGAGCUGCUUGCACUCACUUUCACUUGCACCUUGUUGAUAACGAAUACCCCGGGCGAGGCCGUCCUUUCGUUUGGAGGCGGGCGGCUGAUCUGAACACCAAUAUAUGUCCACGCAUACAGACCUAACGAAUUCGAAUGCAUACAAUGAGCAAUAUGCCUA
This is a messenger RNA of Cladophialophora immunda, 1807 nucleotides long. RefSeq lists its product as uncharacterized. The record is from RefSeq and is a predicted model, not a curated record. The transcript is spliced from 2 exons. Gene Ontology annotation, molecular function: hydrolase activity. Bases 99 to 1166 code for a protein of 355 amino acids. NCBI's taxonomy places the organism in Eukaryota, Fungi, Ascomycota, Eurotiomycetes, Chaetothyriales, Herpotrichiellaceae.